Molecule: messenger RNA, 2389 nt
Organism: Tuber melanosporum (Perigord truffle)
Lineage: Eukaryota; Fungi; Ascomycota; Pezizomycetes; Pezizales; Tuberaceae
Exons: 10
Coding region: 1-2175 (724 amino acids)
Biological process (GO): detection of visible light; phosphorelay signal transduction system; regulation of DNA-templated transcription
Molecular function (GO): phosphorelay sensor kinase activity
Source: RefSeq, a predicted model, not a curated record
AUGGUAGUCACGGGUGUUUCCGGGAGUGAAAGUAUACAAAGAUGUGAGGAUGAGCCAAUACACAUACCCAGAGCAGUCCAAGGGUUUGGUGUGUUAAUAGCCCUUAAAGGAGGUAUGGAGGGAGGGCUUGAUGUAAAGAUUGUUAGUGAGAAUUCUGAGCAAAUAAUUGGCUACUCCCCAGCAGCACUCUUCGCAUUAGGCAGCUUCUGCAAUAUUCUUUCCGAAGAGCAGGCCGAGAACCUAUAUGAACACUUGGACUUUGAGACUUUUGAAUUGGAGGGCAAUCACAUCUACCCACUUUUUAGUCCAGCAGAAGAGGAAACACCCCCGCCGCCUGAGGACACAUUGAACUCAAACCCUAGUGAACAAGAUUUAUUAGAAAGUACUUUAAGUGCUAGCAGGCCACUGCGAGUACUAAUGCAUGCCCGAAAGCGGAGAGGACAAGCAGCAGUAAUGGAGGUUUUUAAUCUCAUGAGCCAGUUUCAGGAGCAGUUAUCAUCUGCCUCGACUCUUGCAGUUACAGAGCUAGUCGAUCCAAGAGCAACCAAGGACCUAUACAAAAGUCUUCGCUUUCCGGCCUCGGACAUCCCGAAGCAAGCAAGGGAUUUAUAUCUCCUCAACAAAGUCAGGCUGUUAUACGACAGAGACCAGGUGACUGCUCGUCUUGUAUGCAAGAGUAAAGACUAUCUAGACCAUCCCCUCGACAUGACACAUUCAUAUCUGAGGGCAAUCAGCCCAAUUCACAUCAAGUACCUUAAAAAUAUGGCGGUACGGGCAAGCACAAGCGUUUCACUCACAGAAUUUGACAAGCUUUGGGGGCUCAUUUCAUGCCACAGCUACGGCCAGAAGGGGAUGAGAGUGAGCUUUCCCUUACGGAAAAUGCGCAGACUUAUCGGGGAAACCGCUAGCAAGAAUAUCGAGAGGUUAAGUUAUGCAUCGAGACUUCAGACCCGGAAAUUGAUCAAUACAGUCCCGACAGAGCAGAACCCUAGCGGUUAUAUUAUCGCUAGUUCGGAUGAUCUGUUGAAACCAUUUGACGUCGACUUUGGUUUACUUUCUAUUCGUGAGGAAACUAAGGUCCUCGGUAAACUCGAACAUUCACGGGAAUCAUUCGCAAUGUUGGAAUAUUUACGGAUGCGCAAAUUCACUUCGGUCCUUACUUCACAAAACCUUAGCGUCGAUUUUCCAGACCUCAAUUACGAGCCCGGAUUUUCAAUAAUUGCGGGAUUGUUGCUUGUGCCACUUAGUGUUGGAGGACAAGAUUUUAUAGUUUUCUUCCGUAAGGGCCAGCUGUGGAAAGUCAAUUGGGCUGGAAACCCCUACGAGAAGAGCGUGAAAGAGGGCACAAAGGAGUACCUGGAACCGAGGGAAAGCUUCAAGACUUGGAGUGAGACGGUGACUAAAUUUUUUAUUGAAGUUUGGAGACAAAAGGAGACAGCACUGCAAAACAGUCAACUUACCCGACUGCUUUUCGCCAAUGCGUCUCAUGAAGUCCGGACACCGCUUGGUGCCAUUAUUAACUACCUUGAGAUCGCGUUGGAGAGCCCUCUUGACAAUGAGACAAGGGAUAAUCUGAUGAGACCGCACUCUGCGUCCAAAUCACUUAUUUACUAUGAAAUUUUGGUGGCAGAAGACAAUCCAAUCAAUAGCAAGAUGGGUCAUGGGGUCGUUCUCACUGUAAAUGGAGAAGAAUGUGCGGACCUAUACUCCAAGCAUGGCCAAAAUUUUGAUAUCGUGUUGAUGGACAUACAGGCAAGUUUGUUUGAUUUUCGAAGUUCAAUGCCCAUCAUGGAUGGGGGAACCUCAGCCACUCGUAUCCGUCAAUUUGAAGGGGCUGAUUCAGACCAAUGUAUCCCGACAAGGCACCGUAUUAAUCGCCGUGUACCGAUAUUUGCUGUCUCAGCUUCACUGGCUGAGGAGAGGCGAGCAGAAUAUAUUGACUUUGGCUUCGAUGGGUGGAUACUGAAACCCGUCAACUUCGGGAGGCUAAAGCUACUUCUAGACGGCAUCCGGGAUCCAGCCGUAAGGGCGAGAAAUGCCUACGAGCCAGGGCAUUGGGAGCAAGGAGGAUGGCUUUCCGGAACCCCUAAGGAUACCAAGCUCUUAUCGCCGAAGCACGGAUAUAUAUCCCCGGCAGCUCUGAAAGCUGAGGAUAAAGACCAGGAUGGAAUUUGAUUGUCCGAACCUAUUUACCGGGCUUUUGCCUUCUCGAUUCUUGUCGCGAUCGCACCACUGAUCUGUCUUGGGUAGUUUCUCGGCGUCGUGGUGGGUAAUACCCAAAAGGUAUCGGAGCGUGUCCAGAAGAGUGAAUACGUAUGGUACCACCCUGAGCCAAUCUGUUCUCAUAUGCCCCCCCCGCCAUCCUAAAUCUAUUUGCCCCGGGGAUUUC